Spizellomyces punctatus DAOM BR117 is the source of this 486-nucleotide messenger RNA. RefSeq lists its product as uncharacterized. Lineage: Eukaryota; Fungi; Chytridiomycota; Chytridiomycetes; Spizellomycetales; Spizellomycetaceae. The coding region runs from base 42 to 479 and encodes 145 amino acids. The transcript has a single exon. The record is from RefSeq and is a predicted model, not a curated record.
ACUGCCCUUUCAACAGCUGAAAACUUCGAGAUAUCAUCACAAUGGGUUCCGUAUGGGUUGUAUCCGCCGUAUUCAGGACUACAAGGAAGACUUUGGCGGAAAGCCUGAGAUCUGGUUGUACACGACUGAACAAGCAGCUCGAACUGCAAUGGAACGCAUCGCACGCCGCCUGUACAAGGAGUCUGAUAUUAUUCAAGGCGCUGGCGACAAGUAUUUCGACUCUGGCAGGAAUAUCAUUGUCUUUGGGGAAAGUCCUCGCAUGGGCCGCUCGUACCGGAACGAAUGGGGUGUGCUUUACAUGCAGAAAGUUGAAGUCGAGAAAGAAUGUCAUGAAGCGCCGGUGGAGAGCAGCGAAGAUGAAGAAUAAACUGAAAAUCACCAUAAAAGAUGAUGAUGAGGGUAAUGACGACGACGACGACGAUGAAAGUGAAGAAGACAAAAGUAGCAUCGAUGUAUGUAUCAUUCAUUGUAGUAAAUAAUAAGGAC